AGUUUGUUUCCGGAUGUUUAGCUUAGCAGUGCAGAGUGCAGAAUGGCUGCGAUGUUUACGUGUUGUCUCGGCUGCUGCGGGGAGGGAGGAACGGGCCACAUUCCCCUCAAAGAGAUGCCCACGGUUCAGUUAGACACUCACCACAUGGGCACAGAUGUCGUCAUUGUGAAGAGCGGACGGAGGAUAUGUGGAACCGGAGGCUGCCUGGCCAACGCUCCUUUGCACCAGAACAAAAGUUAUUUUGAGUUUAAGAUUCAGUCCACUGGUGUAUGGGGAGUCGGUGUGGCCACGCAGAAAGUGAAUCUUAACCAAGUGCCUUUGGGCAGAGACACAAACAGCCUAGUCCUGAGGCAUGAUGGCUCUGUGUACCACAAUAACGAGGAGAAGAAUUGUCUACCUGCUAACAGCCUUCCUCAGGAGGGUGACAUUGUGGGCAUCACGUAUGACCACGUGGAGCUGAAUUUAUAUCUGAAUGGAAAGAACAUGCAUUGUCCUGCCUCAGGAAUCCGAGGCACUGUAUACCCCGUUGUUUAUGUGGAUGACAGUGCCAUCUUAGACUGCCAGUUCAGUGACUUCUACCACACGGCUCCACAAGGGUUUGAGAAGAUCCUCUUCGAGCAGCAAAUCUUCUAAACGGAGCACUCCAGCCUCUCUUCAUGUUGUCACCCUCCUCUAUAUCUCAUAAAAAAAGCUCUGUGUCACUGCAGUUUGACCUUGAUUUGUGGCUGUUAUGCAUCUUGUUUCGUUUCUCCUGAUCACUCUGUCCGUCUACUGCUGCUCUGGAUCGACGUUGGACCAUCCCUGGAGAUAACUGGGGAUUUCCAACGUUUGCUAUGAUUGGCUGUUACUGUGCGCUAAGAGGAAACCUGUAAAAUCAUCACCUUGUGUCAGUGGCUAUCAAACUGUACGAACUGAAGCGCUUUCAGUUGCUGCUUACAUUCACAAUCUGUGUGUGGAAACCUGACUUGAGGACGUGGCGGUAAAAUGUUCCCACUUUUCAGGAUCAGAAGCCAUGUUUUAUUGACAUCGCUUUAUGUUUUUGAACCUCCCACUUGCCGUACUGACGUCUCAGCUUACUCCCUGUAUUUAUUUGUAUUUAUUUAGAUUCCAGAUCAAAGUGACCUGAUUCUUUUCUUUCGGCCAGCAGAAGUUUGACUAAAGGGUCGGCUGUCAACACUAACACGUCGGUCAACACUACCCCAUUUACUCCUACGUUGCCUUCUUCUUGUACCAUACGAAUACCUGAAAAAAGGGGGACAUUGCCUCAAUUAUUUUGACGUUCAUUAUCAAUUUGAGUUGAUGCAGAGAUGGAUAAAAACACUGGUACACCUGUGCACAUUCCAGGAGGACAGGCUGCUUUUUCACUGAGGUAUGUUGAAGGCGAUGGUGCUGGGAACCGUUUUACAAAGUGAAGUAUCUCAUAAAUAGCCGACACUGUCUGUGCAUUUACAAAAUCACUUCUCUGAACGCCCCUACAUUUUUGUUUUUUUUGUCCUAUAUUUAUUCUAAUAUCGGAAUAUUACCAGAGCCGGUGCUGGUUGUCUCUGAUUAGAGAUAUAUAUCCGAAAAUGUCAAUCUGUUGUGUUGUAUUGGCGUUACAUAUCCGCUGCUGAAGUGUGACAGUCAAAAUAUUUCAAAAAUGCUUGUCUUUGUUUGCACUAAUGUUACUGUACAAAUCCAAAUAUUGUUGAUUGAUUAAACUUUUUGUCUCUGGAGGCAUCAAA
This is a messenger RNA of Acanthochromis polyacanthus (spiny chromis), 1724 nucleotides long. It is a transcript of the gene spryd7b, whose product is annotated as SPRY domain containing 7b. Gene Ontology annotation, molecular function: protein binding. The record is from RefSeq and is a predicted model, not a curated record. The transcript is spliced from 5 exons. Lineage: Eukaryota; Metazoa; Chordata; Actinopteri; Pomacentridae. The coding region runs from base 43 to 633 and encodes 196 amino acids.